AUGAAACACUUUGUAGCUUCUCUAUGCCUGCUUGGAUCUCUUCUACAUGCCUUGACGAGCUGCACUGCUGCAACCUCAGAGUUUCAACUGGAAGGAGAUUACUGGAUUGGUGGACUUUUUGAUAUCCAUCAUGUCAGGAGACUUACUCGUCAAGCCAGACCAGAAGCCAUUGACUGCUCCAGUCAACCCUUCAGCCUCUCAAAUUAUCGAAAGUUUCAGCUGAUGAGAUUCGCUGUAGAGCAGAUCAAUAACUCCACCACCCUCCUGCCGAAUGUGUCCCUCGGCUACGACAUAUUUGACCACUGCUCAAAUACGCAGAGCUUCUCAGGAAUUCUGAAACUCAUCUCAGUGAAUAACUUGAUCCAACCUUGGGGUGAAAAUCCCAAGAAUGUGUCCGGAAUGAUAGCAGUGGUUGGUCCUUUUACAAGCACCCACGCCCUGACCGUCGCCCCGCUCUUCAUGGCGGAUCUCAUUCCAAUGGUCAACUACGGAUCCACUAGUUCUGCUUUUUCAAAAAAGAUGAAAUACCCUUCUUUCAUGCGGACAGUGUUCCCCAAUCAAGACGUCAUAGAAGUGAUUGUUAGCUUGAUUCAACGCUUCGAGUGGCGCUGGGUUGCUUUCCUAUACAGUGACAAUGAUUUUGGAACUGAUGGACUGGAAUUGUUCAUUAAGAGGAUCAAGGACAGUAAGAUCUGCCUGGCGUUCUCCAAAGGCCUUAACGACGACACAAAUUACUCCCAAAUGUUCAAACAGAUAGAGGCACAGCAGAUAAACGCAGUUAUUGUUUUUUCUGAAGAACUGGUUGCUGCCUCUCUCAUCGAGGCAGCAAUACAACUGAAUAUCACCAACAAGGUGUGGAUUGCAGGGGAAAGCUGGUCCUUAAGUAAAAGGCUUGCCCAUUUAGAAGGAAUCAAAAAUAUUGGAACUAUUCUUGGGGUAUCUCAGCCUGUGGUAACAAUACCCGGUUUCAGGGACUUUAUCUUUUCUACCAAGUCCCAGAGGCGUUGGGAAGACGUGGAGGAAAGUACGUUUUGCAAUCAGGAGUGCAACUGCAGUCAUUUGAAUGCUGAGGAUAUUCUGAGUGAGAACCCAACGUACUCGUUUCCUGUUUAUUCAGCCAUAUACGCCGUCGCUCACGCCUUACACAACACCUUACAAUGUGGAGACGGCAAAUGUAAGAAAAAUACGACAGUGUACCCACACAAGGUUCUGGCGGAGCUGAAGAGGUCAAACUUUACGCUCUUGAACAGGAACAUUCAGUUUGACGAGACCGGCGACAUCAUGUUCGGGGUCUACUCCAUCGUGUUCUGGAAUCACCAUGGUAACGUGCAGGAGAUCGGCUCCUAUAAGUUCCACCCGUUCCAUUUCUUUGUCAACGACACCAAAAUCAAGUGGUUCACCAACGGAGAAGUGCCGACUUCACUGUGUUCCCCAGAAUGUUCCAUAGGAUAUGUAAAAAAGCCAAAUGGAAUCCAUGAAUGCUGCUUCACCUGUGAAAUCUGUCCAAAUGGAACUUACAUCAACAGCACAGAGGAUCCCUACAGCUGCAUCAGCUGCAAGCUCACAGAAUGGUCUGCAGAGGGAAGUACGUCCUGCAACCAGCGUCUGGUGGAGUUCAUACCGUUUACAGACAGCGGGGCCAUACUGAUCAUGCUGGGGGCCGGGGCCUUGGUGGGCCUCACUCUAGCUGUAUCUGUUCUCUUUGCUGUUAACUACAACACGCCUGUUGUCAGAUCUGCUGGGGGGCCGAUGUGCUUCCUGAUUCUAGGCUGCCUCAGUCUGUGCAGCAUCAGUGUUUUCUUUUACUUUGGCCAGCCAUCAGUUCCUUCUUGUGUCUUGAGGUAUCUGCCAUUUUUCUUGUUCUACACUGUUUGUCUCUCGUGUUUUGUGGUGCGCUCUUUUCAAAUCGUGUGCAUCUUCAAAAUAGCCGCCAAGUUCCCCAAACUCCACAGCUGGUGGAUGAAGUAUCACGGACAGUGGCUGGUCAUCACUGCGGCGUUUGUCACUCAGGCUCUCGCCCUUCUGAUUGGCUUUUCUACUAGACCUCCAAAGCCUUACAACGAGACAGUGUGGUACCCAGAAAAAAUCAUACUCAGCUGUAAAAUCAGUCUUGUAGAAACAUAUGGUUCUAUAGUCUUACUGUCAUCUUUGUGCUCCCUUUGCUUUAUUUUCUCCUACAUGGGAAAAGAUCUCCCAAAAAACUACAACGAGGCCAAAGCAAUCACCUUCUGCCUCCUGCUGCUGAUCCUCACAUGGAUCAUCUUUGCUACUGUCUACACGCUUUAUCGAGGCAAAUACAUCCCAAUCCUUAACGCCCUGGCUGUGCUCUCCAGUCUCUACUCCUUUCUGUUGUGGUAUUUUUUCCCAAAAUGCUACAUUAUUAUAUUUCAACCCCAGAAAAAUACGCAGCAGUACUUCCAAGGUCUCAUUCAGAACUACACCAAAACUAUCAGCCAGUAG
Molecule: messenger RNA, 2460 nt
Organism: Acanthochromis polyacanthus (spiny chromis)
Lineage: Eukaryota; Metazoa; Chordata; Actinopteri; Pomacentridae
Product: taste receptor type 1 member 1
Exons: 6
Coding region: 1-2460 (819 amino acids)
Biological process (GO): G protein-coupled receptor signaling pathway
Cellular component (GO): membrane
Molecular function (GO): G protein-coupled receptor activity
Source: RefSeq, a predicted model, not a curated record